Glarea lozoyensis ATCC 20868 is the source of this 489-nucleotide messenger RNA. RefSeq names its product Cyclophilin-like protein. Gene Ontology annotation, biological process: protein folding; protein peptidyl-prolyl isomerization. The record is from RefSeq and is a predicted model, not a curated record. Lineage: Eukaryota; Fungi; Ascomycota; Leotiomycetes; Helotiales; Helotiaceae. The transcript has 2 exons. Gene Ontology annotation, cellular component: catalytic step 2 spliceosome. Gene Ontology annotation, molecular function: peptidyl-prolyl cis-trans isomerase activity. The coding region runs from base 1 to 489 and encodes 162 amino acids.
AUGUCCGUCACGCUACAUACGAACUUUGGCGAUGUGAAGAUAGAGGUAUUCUGCGAGAGCGUUCCCAAGACGGCAGAGAAUUUCAUUGCACUCUGUGCGUCCGGCUAUUAUAACAACUCCGCAUUUCACCGUUUAAUACCCAAUUUCAUGAUACAGACCGGCGCGCCUACGUCGCAACCAAAAGGAGGGACUUCGAUAUGGGAAGAAAAUUUCGAAGACGAGAUCCGACCGUCGUUGAGACACAAUGCCAGAGGAAUAGUCAGUAUGGCGAAUAAAGGCCCAGGUACCAAUGGAAGCCAGUUCUUCAUAUGUUUCGACAAGGCGCCGCAUCUGGAUGGCAAAAAUACGGUCUUUGGUCAUGUUAUUGGAGACGAUGGUUUGGCCACAUUAAGCAAGAUGGAGGCCGUUGAGGUGGACAAGAAGAACAGGCCGAAGCAAGAGAUCAAGAUAGAGAGCAUCACAAUUCACGCAAACCCAUUAGCGGGGUGA